UGAUAACUAUAAUCCCAUUCGGCACCUUGAGGGGCUCGACAGAGCAAACACAAGAGAGAGCGAACCAGCUCCGCACAAGUUUGACGACCACUUGCACGAGACAGAAGAGGUUAACCCUUCUUCAGCAGGAUGGGGAAUACUAAGAGCAGCGCUUUGUCAAAGGAGCUCCUGGAAGAGCUGAAGUCCAACACCAAAUACACGGAGGCUGAGCUGUGCACCUGGUACCAGUCCUUCCUCAAGGAGUGUCCCAGCGGGAGGAUCAGCAAGGAGCAGUUCGAGGGCAUCUAUGCCAGCUUCUUUCCAAAUGCAGACCCCACGGCUUACGCGCGGCAUGUUUUCAGGAGUUUUGACACUAAUGCAGAUGGCACUUUGGACUUUAAGGAGUACAUUGUUGCUCUGCACCUCACCUCCGGGGGAAAGACUCUGCAGAAGCUGGAGUGGGCCUUUGGCCUCUAUGACGUGGAUGGGAAUGGCACCAUCAGCAAAAAUGAAAUCCUAGAGAUUGUUAGGUCAAUAUUCAACAUGAUUCCCAUCGACGACCAGAAGAGACUCCCCGAGGACGAAAACACGCCGGAGAAAAGGGCUGAAAAGAUCUGGACGUUUUUCGGAAAGAAGGAGAACGAUAAAAUCUCAGAGGGAGAGUUCAUUCAGGGCGUGAUGGACAACAAGGACAUCCUGCGCUUGAUACAAUAUGACGAACCUCAGAAAAUCAAAGAUAAGCUGAAGGAGAAGAAGCAGUAGAGCCCAGGCUAAAACCUCCUCAUGUGGUUUUAAGACUCAUUUUUUUGUCUAAAUUUAUCUUUUUUUUUAUUGCAAUUAUUCAUUUUUGGGUCUCCUCUGGUAAACUAGUCAAAGUGUUUUGUUUUUUGUCUUUGCAAAAGAAAUAAGCAAAUAAAGAAAUUAAGCACAUUUAAUAUUAGAAAAUAAAAGCUGAGGAACUCAGAAUUUUAAAUUUAAUGCAACUACACAGUGGAGCUAUUUUAACCAGGUUAACUGCACAGUGAACCUGUGCAUGUGCAUGGACACAGGGGUGUCCAAUGCAUUUUAGUGAAUGGGCUGUGAAAGGGUACGAAACAGUUAAAGUUUUGCGUGAUAAAUAUUUUUUCUUUCUGCAGUUUUCACACUUUGCAAAAUGAGACAGUCAGCUGGAUCGGACCUUUUUGGCCUCCCUGGUUUAGAUGCUGCACUUGUUUGAACAAGCUAAGUGGCGAAGGGAUGAUUACAUGCUGAUAAAACUUUAAAGCACACUUUUUACAAUGUGCAGUGCACAAUAGUUGGUUCAUUAUUUUUUGUGUAGUUGGUGACAGCCAAGAAGUAGUGAAGAAGUUAACUCGUCAUUCAUGUAAAUUUUCCUUCUUUGUGUGCAUGGAAAACCAGCCUGUAAAGGUGCAUUUCAUGUGUUGGCUGAGUGUAUUUAGUGCUUUCUAUGUGUCAUUGUACAGCAUAGAGUGUCCAACAAGGACACCCUGGCCCCGUCCUCGACUCCGACCUGUUUAACAAAGACAUGGAAAUGUGCUUGAAACACGUGAAUUUGUCUUCACUGAUAUAAACUGUACACACUUUAGUUUCGCUCUUGUGCCUAAACUCAGUCAGGUUUCUGUAUUUUAAUCCCCGUGUUUACAUUUUCCAUCUGGGGUUAUUUACAGGACUAUUUAGUGGCACAGGAGGGGAACAAUACCAAGGACAGUGGGGGCCACAGGACAUCUGAAUAUGAUCAGAAAGAAAUCCAGAUGAGCACACUGGUGUAGAAAACUGUGAACAUUAAAAAUGUCACUGUAGAAGGGUCUAAACAUGACUUUGUGUUAAAUACAAAAUGGUGGAAGAAGGAUUUAGUAAUAAACACCAAAAUAUACUUAAAGUAUGCCACCAUGGCCCCAGCCUCAGGACACACCCCUGAUUGUACCACAUUAAAUUAUUUAUUUUAAAACUAUGUAAUGCACACAGAUGUAAAUAUAUAUGCCAAUGAACUAAAUAUAAACUCUGAAACAGCUUUCGGAUGCAUCAAAAGGAUCAGGAUGAAACGACCUGAGGAAACAAGCCUUUACUGAGUGACGUAAAUCCAAAAAAACAAAGUCCAGUCCAGCUUUCUGGCAUGUUUUUUUUCACACUUGGAUUCAUUCAUUAGGUUGAUAACAAAGUCGGGAUGAGAGCUCCUUGUUAAGGGAAUUAGGCUCAGGUUAACAAUCCUCCUGUAUCAGCCAAUCCUAUUAGGAGCUGAAGGUCAGUUGAGACACACGGCCUCCUCACACAGUUAGGAUAAUGUGUGCUUGGCACAAGGAGCAAUACACUCCUGCACAGGAGCUCGUUUGAGUCACAGUACUUUUCUGGUAAAUUUUAGGCAUAUUUUACAAUUUAUUAUUAAUGCUUAAAUUUCCCUUGUUGUUGACUGCCAUCUGUCUUUUAAAGUACUGCAUCACGAGGAGGCCCAGUGUGCUUUUAAACUAGCUGUAUUUUUUAUGUGCUGCUGCCAAAUCCCACAGGAAAUUUGAAGGAAAAUCUGAUUAAAAUAUUAGAGCUUGAAGGUUUGUA
This is a messenger RNA of Archocentrus centrarchus (flier cichlid), 2529 nucleotides long. RefSeq names its product recoverin a (gene rcvrna). The transcript has 3 exons. Lineage: Eukaryota; Metazoa; Chordata; Actinopteri; Cichliformes; Cichlidae. Bases 130 to 741 code for a protein of 203 amino acids. Gene Ontology annotation, molecular function: calcium ion binding. The record is from RefSeq and is a predicted model, not a curated record.